CUCCGAAUGGCGUGGUCUCCUAAGGGGUGACGUGAAGCGAGGAGGUUCCCCGUUACAUCAUGGUCAGGAGCAUACCAUAAAGGAGAUCAAUCAUCAUCACAUUGCUGGAGAUUAGUACGUCUUACGCCUUACGCCUCUAUACUAUUUUCUCCCUUGUUCUUGUGUUGCAAGAGUCAUGCGACCGGUUCUUGCACUCUCUCGGGGCCUCCCCGCAUGCCCCCGCGCGAUCAAUCCCCGUCGGCCCAACCUCCCGCAGAGUUUCUCCUCGUCGGCGAGAGUCGCUCGUUGGAAUAGCACGACAAGUAAUGGAGAAGGCGCGCACAAAGACGGUUCGAAAUCAGGGUCAACAUCGAGCUCUUGGUCGGCAGGUCGGGUGGCUCUUGUCUCCGCUUUGGCCGCGGGAGUUGGUUACACCUUAGCGACCACCACGCGGUCGACACCGUCGCAAAAGUCCAGUCCACUCCAGUACGGGUCAGUGGCGGAUUUCGAAAAGGCGAUCGCAGAAGUCAGAUCCAAGCUAGGCGAAGACGUGGUCAGCACCGACGAGGAUGACCUCCAACUGCAUGGCUUUUCCGAAUGGUCCAGUGUCAACGCGGAGCGCCUCCCCGUCGCCAUUGCGUAUCCCAAGUCCACAGAAGAAGUCUCCGAGAUUGCCAAAAUCUGCCACAAAUACAAGAUGCCCAUGGUUCCUUACUCCGGGGGUUCCAGUCUCGAAGCCAACUUCUCCGCUCCCUACGGGGGGAUGACGAUCGAUUUCGCAGACAUGAAUAAGAUCUUGGAGCUGCAUGAGGAUGACUUGGAUAUCGUCGUGCAGCCUUCCAUUCAGUGGAUGGACUUGAACGAGAAGAUCAAGGAUAGCGGUCUGUUCUUCCCCGUUGAUCCUGGCCCGUCGGCUAUGAUUGGUGGUAUGAUCGGCACGAACUGCAGCGGGACGAAUGCGGUGCGAUACGGCACCAUGAAGGACUGGGUGAUCAACCUGACCGUGGUUUUGGCGGACGGUCGCAUCAUGAAGACCCGGAAGCGUCCGCGCAAAACCUCUGCAGGCUACAACUUGACGGGACUGUUUGUCGGCUCGGAAGGAACUCUGGGAAUAGUCACCGAGGCCACACUCAAGCUGGCACCGGUCCCGGAACAAACCCGAGUCGGGGUGGUGUCUUUCCUGACGAUGCACGAUGCAGCGUCUACUGCUAUGCAGUUGAUCAAAAAGGGUAUCCCCGUGCAGUGCAUGGAAAUCUUAGACGAUGUCCAGAUGGACGUGAUCAACCGCGCCGGCGGCACAGGGCGGUCGUGGAAGAAGCAGCCUACUCUUUUCUUCAAGUUCUCGGGAACAACCGCUGGGGUUGCCGAUAGCAUCGCCCUGACCACCAAACUCGCCCAAGGGAAUAAGGCUGAUACCUUUGAGUUUGCCAAAACCGAGCGAGAGGCACAUGACCUAUGGUCCGCGCGGAAACAGUCGUUAUGGAGCAUGAUGGCGCUGAGAAAGGAGGGUUCCGAGAUCUGGUCGACUGAUGUCGCUGUGCCGGUCUCCAGGCUGCCGGAAAUCAUCGACAUCUCCAAGAAGGAGCUUGACGAUUUGGGGUUGUUCGCUAGCAUCCUCGGACAUAUCGGCGACGGAAACUUCCACUCGAGUAUCAUGUACGAUCGGAAUGACCCGGUAGAGCGGGAGCGCGUCGAGAAGGUCGUCCACGAUAUGGUUGACCGCGCUCUAGAAAUGGAAGGCUCGUGCACUGGCGAGCAUGGCGUUGGGUUGGGUAAGAAGGGCUCUCUCCGCAAAGAGCUCGGCCCGUGUACAAUUGACGUGAUGCGGAGCAUCAAGAGGUCCCUCGACCCUAACUGGUUGCUGAACCCUGGCAAGAUCUUUGACCAUGAAAGUGAACCGGAACAAUAA
Aspergillus campestris IBT 28561 is the source of this 1888-nucleotide messenger RNA. RefSeq names its product FAD-binding oxidoreductase. The record is from RefSeq and is a predicted model, not a curated record. Gene Ontology annotation, cellular component: mitochondrion. Gene Ontology annotation, molecular function: FAD binding; D-lactate dehydrogenase (cytochrome) activity; D-lactate dehydrogenase (NAD+) activity. The transcript is spliced from 4 exons. Gene Ontology annotation, biological process: lactate catabolic process. Lineage: Eukaryota; Fungi; Ascomycota; Eurotiomycetes; Eurotiales; Aspergillaceae. Bases 176 to 1888 code for a protein of 570 amino acids.